This is a messenger RNA of Seriola dumerili (greater amberjack), 4093 nucleotides long. Its product is annotated as solute carrier family 12 member 5-like. The transcript is spliced from 26 exons. The record is from RefSeq and is a predicted model, not a curated record. The coding region runs from base 262 to 3666 and encodes 1134 amino acids. Lineage: Eukaryota; Metazoa; Chordata; Actinopteri; Carangiformes; Carangidae. Gene Ontology annotation, molecular function: potassium:chloride symporter activity. Gene Ontology annotation, cellular component: membrane. Gene Ontology annotation, biological process: potassium ion homeostasis; chloride ion homeostasis; cell volume homeostasis.
GCCAGCGGAGAAGAGACGUCAAGAGGAGGAUCUACAAAGGGAAAAAAAAUCCUUCUCUCUCUUCUGCUGCCUCUCUUCGUGCGUCCUACGGGCAGCGAGGAGCGAAGAGGAGUGAGGAGGAUCCGGCUGGCAUAUUUUCUACGCUGCUUCCCUGCGAUUUCUGUGGCUGUAUCACAGUGCGUGGAGCGCAGGGAGAGCCGCCGAGAGCUUGAUCGGUGACAUCGCUCCGCAGCAGAAGAGGAGGACCGUAGAGGAGCCGGGAUGCUUAACAACCUGACCGACACAGAGGAGGGGGACGGGGGAGCGCAAAGCCAGGGCGACAGUAACCCCAAGGAGAGCAGCCCCUUCAUCAACAGCAGUGAUGCUGCCGCAGAGAAGAGCCAGCAGUAUGACGGCAAGAACAUGGCCUUGUUUGAGGAGGAGAUGGACACCAGCCCCAUGGUGUCGUCUCUUCUCAGCAGCCUGGCCAACUACUCCAACCUGCCCCAAGGUAGCAAGGAGCAUGAGGAGGCCGAGAACAACGAGGCCGAGUCAUCGCGCAAGAAACCCGUCAAGGCCCCCCAGCUCGGUACUCUGAUGGGUGUCUAUCUGCCGUGCAUCCAGAACAUCUUCGGAGUGAUCCUCUUCCUCAGGAUGACCUGGUUGGUGGGAAUUGGAGGCGUCAUUGGGACUUUCAUCAUCGUCUUCAUGUGCUGUGCCACAACUAUGCUGACUGCCAUCUCAAUGAGUGCCAUCGCUACCAAUGGAGUAGUGCCAGCUGGAGGCUCCUACUACAUGAUAUCCCGUUCGCUGGGCCCCGAGUUUGGUGGAGCAGUGGGGAUCUGUUUCUACCUGGGGACCACCUUCGCUGGAGCCAUGUACAUCCUGGGGGCCAUAGAGCUCCUCCUGAUAUACAUAGCUCCCAAAGCGGCCAUCUUUCCCCUGGAGGGACUGGAAGGUGCCGAGGCGGAGGCUGCCCUGCUUAACAACAUGCGCGUGUACGGGACCAUCCUCCUCAUCUCCAUGGCCACGGUGGUGUUUGUCGGCGUGAAGUACGUCAACAAGUUGGCCCUGGUGUUUCUGGCCUGCGUCAUUCUCUCCAUCCUGGCUGUGUACGCCGGGGUCAUCAAGACCGCCAUCGACGCGCCAGACUUCCCUGUCUGUCUCCUGGGGAACCGCACUUUGGUGUGGAAGACCUUUGAUGUGUGUGCCAAGACCGUCGAGACAGCUAAUGGGACAGUCACCACGCAGCUGUGGCGCAUGUUCUGUGAUUCACCGUACCUCAACGCUACCUGCGACAAGUUCUUCACCGACAACAAUGUGACGCGGGUCCAGGGCAUCCCGGGGGUCACCAGCGGGAUCCUGGCAGAGAACCUGUUUGGGACCUACUACGAGAAGGGGGACCUGAUUGCCAAGAAGGACACGUACUCAGUGGAAGAGCAGGACGAUCCUCUGACCAACGCUAACCGCUACGUGUUGGCCGACAUCACCAGCUUCUUCACACUGCUGGUCGGGAUCUACUUCCCCUCUGUGACAGGGAUCAUGGCCGGCUCCAACCGCUCUGGAGACCUGCGUGAUGCCCAGAAGUCUAUCCCCGUUGGAACCAUUGCGGCCAUCACCACCACCUCCACCGUCUACAUGUCCAGCGUGAUUCUGUUUGGUGCCUGCAUCGAGGGUGUGGUCCUCAGAGACAAGUUCGGGGAGGGGGUGCACGGGAACCUUGUGAUUGGCACAUUAGCUUGGCCGUCACCGUGGGUGAUUGUGAUCGGCUCCUUCUUCUCAACCUGCGGCGCAGGGCUGCAGAGUCUGACAGGAGCUCCUCGUCUCAUGCAGGCCAUCGCCAAGGACGGCAUCGUGCCCGCCCUUCGGAUCUUUGGCCAUGGGAAGGCCAAUGGAGAACCCACAUGGUCCCUCCUGCUGACAGCUUGUAUCUGCGAGAGCGGCAUCCUCAUUGCCUCCCUGGAUGCAGUGGCUCCCAUCCUCUCCAUGUUUUUCCUCAUGUGCUACAUGUUUGUGAACCUGGCCUGCGCCCUGCAGACACUGCUGAGGACUCCAAACUGGAGACCUCGCUUCAAGUUCUACCACUGGGCUCUGUCCUUCCUGGGGAUGAGCUUGUGUCUCACACUCAUGUUCCUCUGCUCCUGGUACUACGCCAUUGUCGCCAUGGUUAUUGCCGGCUCUAUCUACAAGUAUAUCGAGUUUGCAGGUGCGGAGAAAGAGUGGGGUGAUGGAAUACGAGGUCUGUCUCUGAGUGCCGCGCGUUACGCUCUCAUGCGGCUGGAGGAAGGUCCCCCACACACCAAGAACUGGAGGCCUCAGUUGCUGGUCCUGGUUAGUACAGACGGCGAGCAGAACGUGGAGCAGCCUCGUCUGUUGUCUCUGACCAACCAACUGAAGGCGGGAAAAGGUCUCACCAUUGUUGGGACAGCUCUAGAGGGCACAUACCUGGAGAACCAUGACCAGGUCCAGCGUGCAGAGCAGGCACUGCGUAAACUGAUGGAAACAGAGAAGGUGAAGGGCUUCUGUCAAGUGACCGUGUCCUCGAACCUGCGUGAUGCUACAUCCCACCUAAUCCAGGCCAGUGGGCUGGGCGGCCUGAAACAUAACGCCUUGCUGGUCUCCUGGCCACGCAACUGGAAGCAAGGAGACGAGCACCAGACCUGGAGGAACUUCAUCGAGUUGGUGAGAGAAACCACAGCUGCUCACUUGGCUCUGCUCGUCCCAAAGAACAUCUCGGCCUUCCCGUCCAAUGGCGAGCGCUUCACUGAGGGUCACAUCGACGUGUGGUGGAUCGUCCACGAUGGAGGCAUGCUGAUGCUGCUGCCCUUCCUCCUCCGCCAGCACAAGGUUUGGAGGAAGUGCAAGAUGCGCAUCUUCACUGUGGCCCAGAUGGACGACAACAGCAUCCAGAUGAAGAAGGACCUGACCACAUUCCUCUAUCACCUCCGUAUUGACGCUAUGGUGGAAGUUGUAGAAAUGCACGACAGCGACAUCUCAGCCUACACUUACGAGAAGACUCUGGUGAUGGAACAACGGUCGCAGAUGCUUAAACAGAUCAACCUGACCAAGAACGAGCGCGAGAGAGAGAUCCAGAGCAUCACUGAUUCAUCCCGUGGGUCUAUCCGCCGUAAGAACCCGGCCGCUGUUACCACCCAGCUGAGCGUGACCGAGGAUCCACCAGCAGCCAGCAAGGAGGAGAAACCUGAGGAGGAGUCAAAGUCGGCCUCUUCCCCUGUGUCCUCCCCUACUCAGGUCCAGCUCAUCCACGACAACACCACCCCGACCAGCCCCGCAACCCCGGCCACCCCGCUGACCCCCGCAGAGGGGGCUCAGAGCCCCGGGGAUCAGAUCCAGAUGACCUGGACUGAGAAGUGUGACGGGGAGCCCGCCAAGCCGCCUGGCGCAGCCACACCAGAGGGCAUCAAAGACAUCUUCAACAUGAAGCCUGAGUGGGAGAACCUGAACCAGUCCAACGUGCGACGUAUGCACACAGCACUCCGGCUGAAUGAAGUCAUCAUCAAAAAGUCCUCGGAGGCCAAGCUAGUCCUCCUGAACAUGCCCGGGCCACCCAAGAACCGGACAGGUGACGAGAACUACAUGGAGUUCCUGGAGGUCCUCACUGAGGGUCUCAACCGGGUCCUCCUGGUCCGCGGCGGCGGCCGCGAGGUUAUCACCAUCUACUCCUGAAAGAGCAGCCCCCUCCCCCUGUACCAUCCCUCCACCCUUCCCUCAGCCCUGUUCCUGUGUCACCUAUGCUCCCGCCCUCUCAUCAACGCUGCUUCAUCAUCAUGUUGCCCCUUACCGUUUAUUUCUGUAAGAUAGUCCUCUCACACUCAACCAAUAGCUCAGCUCAGCUUCAGCACCUCUCCUUCUGCUCCAUCCCCAGCAGACCACUGAGCAGUAUCACAUGCUCAGCUAGUAAACCUUUCAUUUUAGUCUCAUAAGCUACUAUAUCUAUCGUAGGCUCUAGACUAAUUUAGAUGCUGUCUAGAUUUGUUCUUAAAGAGACAUUUUUUUUUCUUUGCUAGUCUGUAUUCUACUGUAGUAACUCGCAUUGAGUCGGAGUCACUCGGUAAAGAGGAGGGAGGUGGUGGUGGUGGUGGGUGUGUGUUGU